This is a messenger RNA of Ogataea polymorpha, 2567 nucleotides long. RefSeq lists its product as uncharacterized. Lineage: Eukaryota; Fungi; Ascomycota; Pichiomycetes; Pichiales; Pichiaceae. Gene Ontology annotation, biological process: protein dephosphorylation. Gene Ontology annotation, cellular component: cytoplasm. The record is from RefSeq and is a predicted model, not a curated record. Gene Ontology annotation, molecular function: inositol diphosphate tetrakisphosphate diphosphatase activity; phosphatase activity. The transcript has a single exon. The coding region runs from base 1 to 723 and encodes 240 amino acids.
AUGCUAUCCCAAGGCGACCAGAUACUGGACCAGCUGCGACAGUACGACGUGCGCAAGAACCUCCAGCGCACGCAGUCGGACCUCGUUGGCGAGUUUGCCGACGACGAGCUUGCCGGAAACAUGGGCCGUGCCGCAAUCGAGGACCUCCAGGAGAUGACUCGACGUCACGCCUACACAGCGCUCAAGAUCAAGGACGACCGGCCGCGGUACGUGCCGCCGAUCAACUUCGCCACGGUCGAGUCGGACUUGUACCGGUCGGGCCAUCCGCAGCCCAUCAACUUUGAGUUUCUGGACACAUUGAAUUUGAAGACGAUUAUCUACAUCGGGGACAAGACGGACAAUUACGACUACUACAAGUGGAUAGCCGGCCAUGCGGGCGACAGGACGAUCAGUUUCCGGUUUUUCAAGAUGAAGCCGCCCUCGACGUUCGGGACGUCGCACAUGUUCAACGACGAGGUGGCCCUGAACACGGUGCUGAACCUCGUGGCCAACAGGGAGAACUACCCGAUCCUGAUCCACUCGAACAAGGGGAAACAUAGAGUGGGGGUACUUGUAGGAUUAAUCCGGAAAUUUUUGCAAGGGUGGAGUCUGAGCGGGACUUUUGACGAGUACGCCAAGUUUGCGCGUGAAAAGGGCGAGGGCGACCUCGAGUUCAUCGAGACGUUCAAGCCUAUCAUCAAGAUCGACCCGGAGCGCAGGCCAGAGUUUGUGCGGUGCGACUAGAGAAAACAUGCAUUGCUAAGUCUAUGAACUGUUGCUAUCUUCGUUCUUCUUUUCUGGAGGCUGGUCGGAAAGCGACUCCUGGGCCUCCUCGCGCACAAGCUCACCGUUGACCGGAGUCAGCUUGCUGAGGUUGAGGUCGAAGAAGUUGCGUCUCACCUCGACGUAGUCGUACGCAAACUCGCCGAUCUGGUCCUCGUCCAUUCCAUUUUGUUCUCCCUCCUCGCUCGCGCGCAUCUUGAGCCCGGGAACACGGUUCAACACGAAGCAGAUGAUCGUUGUCACCGUCACGCAGUAUCCGGUCACGGCCCCCACGUAAGCCAGCUGCUUGUACAUCUGUUUCCAGUUCUGGUCGUACCAGCCGCCCGGAUGGUCUGUGUAUCCGUCGUAUCCAAUCACUUCCGACGACGCGAAGAACGCAUUUCCGACAAUCAGUCCCAGAACGCCCGCAACACCGUGCUCGGCCAUCACAUCCAGACUGUCGUCCACUUUAAGCCACACCUUGAGCUUGGUCGAGUAGUUGCACACGACUCCGGUAACCACCCCCAAAACCACCGACGCCCACAGUGGUAUGCAACCCGAUGAAGGCGUUGCGGCCACGAGGCCGGAAAUGAUGCCAGAACACAACCCCACCGUCGAGAAGUGGUGGUUGAUCCGGAAAUCUAGCAGACACCAGGUGAUUCCUCCAAAAGCAGCGCACAGGUUGGAGUUCAUGAUGGCGUAUAUCGACUUGUACGAAGGCUUGAUGCACGUGAGCCCGUUGAAGCCCAGCCAUCCGAACCACAGCAUCGCCGUGCCGAUGGUGAUCAGCGACACGUUGUGCGGUCUGUAAUUGACCAUUAAAUGCUGUCUUCUCUCGCCGAGGAAGUAAGACACCACGAAGCCGCCGAAUCCGGACAGAAUCUCCACAGGGCCGCCACCUGCGUAAUCCAGCACCCCCCAGUCCAAAGCCCAGCCGUCAGGACCCCAGACCCAAUACGCCACGGGACAGUAUACUAGAGUGAGCCAGAAAAACGAGAAAACCAUGGCCGGAAGCACGCGGCCGCGCUCGCAGACAGAUCCCAGCAAAAUGCAAAUGGUGAUGGUGGAAAACAUGCCCUGGAAGUUGGCAAAGGCCAUCUCUGGGUAGCCUUUCUCGUCGUCUCCAAGGGUGGUCAAAACGCCGAGAUUUUGGUAUCCAAAGUUGUGCAAAUUGCCGAUGAAUUUGUUGCUGGCAGAGGAAGAGAAUGCCAACGAAUAUCCCCAGAAAUACCACUGGAAUUGGGCAAUGCAAAUGGCUGCGAAGGUGAUGAAGAUCAUGUGCAAAGCCGAUUUUCUCCUGGCAAGGCCAGAGUAGAGGUAGGCCAGACCGAAGCACAUGACGAGAACGAGACAUGUGCCCGUAAUGAGGGUGAUCACGGUGGCACCGUCGUACAGAUUGGCGUCUUCCCAAACCGCUCGAGGAAGUAGUUGAAGCAUCGAGAAAUGAAAGAAAUUCGGAAAGACCAAAAAUUUUUGACCGCUAAAAAAACAAUAGCCGCACGAGAGACACUGAUAAAACUAGAGUGGAUGGCAGAGGAAGGGAACAGGGAUUGGCAGAGGAGCUCUGGCACAUACUGCGCAAAGACAGGGCUACAACAACACUACCUGUGGCGUCGCUGCUCCCCUGAGACGACUAGAGACCCUCGAUUCGUGGUUCCUUUCAGAGUCGUGCCGCAUAUAUAUGAUGAAAAAGAAACGAGAUUACGCAAGUGCAACAAUGUAUGGUGCGAGGAGUCGAUGCUGUCCAGCAAACGUGAUGCUGGUCAUGUGAGCAAGAACUCUGUGGAAAAACACAAAAAUAUUUGAAAAUAAUAAAAAUUGGAAAU